GUGGGGGGUGCGUCGAUGCGUUGCUAAGGAGGCGCGUGCGCGCGGCCGCACGGGAAGGCGAGCGUAGGAUUGCGUGCUGGUGUCCGGGGCCUGAGAACAGGCGGCAGCAGAAGGGUGCGGGUUGAGUCCGCUUGUCUCUGCCUGGCACCUCCACACGGACAUCUCACCGUUUCCCACGCCGCAGACUGACUGAAUGACGGACUCCGACCAAGAGAUGGAGCCGGUUCCUGUCCUAGGACUGUCUCUUCCCAUCGGGAUAUGAUCAUGCACGGGACGGCUCACUCAGACAGUUGCUUCUUCUGCUAGAAUGUUUCUUGUGAAUGUCCCUCCUCUGGCUACUUUCCAAACAAAAUGGGCACCAUUUGGGCAGACCACAACUUGUAGAAUACCCGUCAGCUUCUCUGAGUCUGAAGAAGAUCUUUCCAGGGCCGCUCUAUCCACACAAAUCCAGGGCGUUAGCAACAAUCUCCCAAGCAAUGAGUCUUCUCUUGAAGUGACCGUGGAAUAUGAGGGUAUUAUGCAGGAGAAUAGGAAGGGGGAUUUUAAUAUCGAAAGAGGACUGAAGACUCAUGCCACUGUGCUCAAGGGACACCCAAGAGAGAGUGCUACGCUGGUGGCCACUGCUGAGUUCAAAGAUAAUAAAGAUGAUAAUUUGGAGUUUGGCCCUCAGGCAUUGGAAUCGGAUAGUGAUGACUCUGUAGAUCGAGAUAUAGAGGAUGCAAUUCAGGAGUACCUUAAAAAGAAAGGUACCGGUGAAGCAUCUAACGAAGGGCUCAACACAAAGAGCUGCACUUCCAUUGGGCAUGAAGUUCUGCUAAAAGACCCUCAGAACAUCUCUGCAGCCAAUACCUGUCCCGUCGGUAUGGUUACUGCAAGUGACACUUGCAAUAGCUUUAGACUGAAAGAGCUGCAAAGAAGCUCUUCCCCCGAUAGUGUGAGCAGUGAUGACUCCUUUGAGCAGAGCAUCAAGGCAGAAAUUGAGCAAUUCCUUAAUGAGAAAAAACAGCAAAAUAGUAAGACCAGCAUCAGUUCACCACCUAAAGUUCCUCGCAUCGAAGCUCCGGCAAAACCAACGUUUAAAACCAAUAAGACUUCAGAAAAGCAAAACUCGAACCAAGGAGGGUCUGAGAUUUUGCAGAAACAUGCUUCAGAUUCUAAAUGCCCCAGACCUAGCUCAGAGACUUCUAAAACACAACCAAAUGCCUGUUUUCUAAAGCAGAACGCCAAGACAAGCGCUCCGUCUCAAAAAUCCACAUCAAUUGUAAUGGAAGAGCUUUCAGACUCAAGCAGCGAUGAUGGAAUCGAAGAAGCAAUUCAGCUUUAUCAGUUGGAGAAGAAAAGGCAAGGGGUAACGCCCACCAUCACACCAGAGAAAGUAAAAAGUUCCACCCUGGCUGAUUUGCAGAUAAAUUUGGAAAGCAGGAAAAGAAAAAGCUUGAAUAGCAAACCUGCUGCCUUCCAGGAUAUCUCAAAUUGCCAGCCUCUGUUCAGCAAGAGACCAUUCCUAUCCAGAGAGGAUAGCUGUUUGAAGCGUGAAACUGGUGCUCAAACAACUUGCAGAGCGGAGACUGCUACAGAGCUUUUGUGUGCAGAAGCAAUACUUGACAUUUCUAAAGCAAUCCUGCCUUCUCAACCACAAAGCACUAAUGUGAUUCCUGCAGAGCUUCCCCCACCUCCUCCUGAACCUCAGUCUGAUAGUGACAGUUUGGUCGACAGUGAUGACAGCAUAGAGCAAGAAAUAAGGACAUUUUUGGCUCGCAAGGCCCAGGAGGAUGGUGCCGGCUUUCCACCUGUUAAAGAGGAGUCAACAAUGGAAACUAGUCCCGAACUUGGAAGUUUGUCUUCAAAAUCAAAGCUUUCUCUCACACACAAGAAAAAAGCCAAGGCAAUACAAUCGGAUUUAAUGAGAAAAACUCUUCCCUCGGAUAAAAUGGGUUCUAAUGUAGAGUUUAAUAAGCAGCCACAGCCAGAUGAGCGAUUACAGAGCAGUGGUAAGUUAUCUGCUAAAUCUGCACCUUCAGAAAUGAACAUGAGAACUGGAGAAAGUCUUGUGGUUCUUGAGGUCUCAACAGCGUUAAACAGGGGCAGAGGGAGAUCCCAUGAACUGGCAAGAAGCUAUUCUCGUGGAGAUAAAAGCAGUUCCUUGGACAGUGACGAAGAUCUAGACACCGCCAUAAAAGAUCUGCUCAAGUCAAAAAGGAAAUGCAAAAAGCGUCCUAAAGAUGGUAAGUCUCAGUGUAAGAAGAGAGUCCGAUUUGAUCAAACCAUUAGCAAGCCACUCGAGAUAUCCGAGGACUCCAGACAACCUCCCAUAAAUCCACCAUUCAUCAAAAGUUGCCUUUUAAAUUCCAAUACUGCAAAGGAAAAUUCUCCUGAGAAGUCAAAGAAAAGAAGAGAGGAAAAGGCAGUGGAGAGAAGUGUUCCAUCGGUUUCUUUUCCUCCCCAGUGUAAUAAAGAUGGUCAACAUAUGCCAGCUUGUGCCUCCGAUGAGCCUAGCAGCAAAACACGUGCCUUCCACGAUGCACAGGAUAGCAGCUCUGUGGAUAGCGAUGACAGCAUAGAGCAGGAGAUCAGGAAGUUCCUGGCCAAAAGAGCGAGAGAGUCAGCGGCGCUUACAGCAGCACAAAACGAGGCUGUUCCUAUUCCAUGCCCCUUGCCUAAAAUAGAAAUAAAUACCCAAACUAUAUAUCCGCAACAGGCAGUUGUAUUAGAUCCUGCACCUGAAACUGUACUUCAACCUGAUAAGUGUAAAAACAUUUCUGCUUCAGCCACUUCACAGACCACUGCGGUUCAGCCAUUACCGCUACAUUGUGGCAAACAAAGUCUACUGCCUGUAGGACCGUUGAAUUCCCUCAGAACAGCAAUGAGUCCCCAGAGUACACCGAAUUGUUUCAUAAUAAAAAAAGAAUGUUUAUUAGAGCAGAACAGUAUCAUUAAACCCAUCGAGCAGUGCCUUCCAACUGCUCCCAGCCGGGUGAUUGUGCAGGCCAAUCUCAGCAGCCCCCAGCACUUGCCCAUUGCAGGAAAUUUUGUGGCUGGUGUAAAAUGUGUGUCCGGCACUGAAAAACAACUUCUAAUAAACGUAGGAAAUACUGGUCCGUCUAAAUUAGCCACCGAGAUUUGCAAAAGCAUGGUGCAUAAUUCCCGGCUGGCUAAUUGCCCACCACUGGACAGGAAGGGGCCUAUCUUGGACAGAUCAAAAGACUUGCCAACCAUUAACAUCAUUCCCAAAGCUCCCAUUGUCCGCUCUGGGUUGUACUUGCUCACCACGAAAGUGUCUAAAGAGAACUCUCCUUCCUUGCGUCUCCCCAUUAACACCACAGCAUAUGAAACAGGGAUUAAUUUAAUGAGCAUUCAGUACUGCCAGGUGAACAUGCAGAAACCUCCGUGCGUAAGUGAGCGGUCAGUUGAUCAACAGAAAAGUGCAGAAAGUAGGGUACCCAUGCCGGGUCAUGCAGCAAACCCACCUCUCUUCAUUACCAGAAGCAGAGAGUUUAAGACAGGGAGAGAGGGCUUAGAAAGGGAAGGCAGAACAAACCUUGACGAGGCAGCCAGUCACGACUUAGUGGCAGACUCUGUUAAAAAUAUGAAGGAAAUCAAAAAUUUACAAGAAAGCAAAAACGUGUAACUAUUUUUUUAUUGUUGUUGUUUUGCCACAUAUCAAUUUUGUAGCUGUAUAGGAUGUAAAUACCUGAAAGAUAAGACAUAAAUGACAUGGCGUUA
This is a messenger RNA of Xenopus laevis (African clawed frog), 3723 nucleotides long. RefSeq names its product protein phosphatase 1 regulatory subunit 26 S homeolog (gene ppp1r26.S). NCBI's taxonomy places the organism in Eukaryota, Metazoa, Chordata, Amphibia, Anura, Pipidae. The record is from RefSeq and is a predicted model, not a curated record. The transcript is spliced from 2 exons. Gene Ontology annotation, molecular function: protein phosphatase inhibitor activity. Bases 308 to 3628 code for a protein of 1106 amino acids.